UCUGAUAUUUUUGGAGGAUGUACACUGAUUAUUUUUGAGCGAAGGGCACCUCGCUUCCCACCCCCGUCGACCUCAGGCCCUCGGUGGACCAACUGCAGUGGCACGAGGUCCUGGAAGACGUCAUCCGCCACGCCGGUUACUUCCGAACCGUGCACGUUUUAUGCGCUUACCCCGAGGUCUGCCUUCAGGUAACGAACGCAAACGUCAUGCCGCCACGCACACCACUAACGCUUUGUUCAGACAGAGGGUUCCAGGUUGUCUAUACAUUCCCUAGAAGCCAUAGGGCGCCGUGCUUCGAGACGAUGUGUGUUACACGUGCCUCCGACUUUUGUUACUUUCCGAGGAUGUUUGGCGUAGGAAGGUCGCUGGCCGGGGCCGGACCCGAUCCUCCUCCGGCCGCACACGCUGUGGAACGCGUCGUGGCCGGACGAGCCCCGCCUCGCCACCGAGGCGUGCGGGCGGGACAUGUCAGGGAGGGACCUGGUGCUGCUCGUCGCGCCCUCCAACCAGACGGCCGCCCAGCUGGCCCUCGUCUGCAAGUCCAACAACCCCAGGCAAACCAACGGCCUAGGCCCAUGCAGGGGGAGGGGCGGGACUCUGCCAUGCCUUUGGGGAUGCAAGUACUCUUUACCAGGGCGGUAACACAUACCAGGACUAUGACAACGUCGUCCAUGACGAUGCAGGUACAUCGUGGCCUGGCCGUACGACCGCGCCGACCCGGCACCGGGCAUAGCAAACGUGUUGGCGGAGGCCCUCAAGGUCGGCCGCCUGCGCACCGUGUCCAUGGACGUCCCCGUGUUGGCGGGGGCUGCGGCCUCGGCUAUGGCCUCGGUUCCCGGCGGCGCCCCCCUGCUCUUCUACCGCCUGCAGCCGUACUCGGCGCUGACGCCGUGCCUCAAGCAGCUCCGUCCGCUGAAGGUGGGCGCGUGGCGCCGCGGGGAAGGGUUCGUCGGCAACACGACGCUGUUCCCCUCCGGCGAGCUGUGGCACUUCCAGAACUGCCCGCUCAAGGUCGCGGUCCGCCUGUACCCGCCGUUCGCCGACCUCAAGCGGCUCAAGAUCCCGUCCGCCGAGGGUGACGUGUGGGAGUUCCGCGGCCAGUUCACGCCCCUGCUCCGGGCGCUGGAGUACGGCAUGCACGCGCACUUCAACCUGUCGCCCAUGCCCGACACGGGCAAGCCGGAGGCCCCUGUGAGGUCGAACUUCGACCUGUACCUGACGCGGACGCUGCCCGACCCGGAGCACCGGUCCGAGGUGCCCACCACGGGCCGCUCGGGCUGCUACACCGUGUGCGUGCCCCGGCGCUGGCGCCAGACGCCCCUGUGGCGCGCGCUGCUCGCCGAGUUCUCCGCGCCCGUGUGGGCGCUCGUGAUCGCCACGUUCAUCACCAUGCGCCUUGCGCUCACGCCCAUCCUGGACGAGCGGGACCGGCGGCGCGGGGUGCGAGCGCGCCACGACGUCGGCUUCCUCCUCCUGGCCGGCGUGCUCGGCUCGGUGCAGGCCAGCACCCCGGGCUACAAGCCCACCAGGGCUGCUAGCAACCGAGAGCGCUCACUGUUUGUGAUGUGGCUGUUCUUCUCGCUGGUCAUGUCGACGGCCUACCAGGCCGUGCAGCACAGCCUGCGCACCGCCCCGCAGAUCGUCGACUCGCUCCGCGACUUGGAGGUCCUCGCCCACUCCGACGUUAUCAUCAACGGGCCCCAAGUGGCGAUGGCGGCCCUGUCCCAGGCCCCGGGCGGCGCCAUGCUGCUGAAGCGCUACAGGACCUACAACUUCUCGGGCAUCACGACCAUGAAGCUGAGCCUGGACGAGGCCUACAUGUGCAGCGCCUUCGAGCGGUUCUUCCUCGAGCGGAAGCUGGGCCGCGACGAGGCGGGCCGGCCCUUCCACGUGCCCGUCGACAACUGCAUGGUCAGCUUCGCCGAGGCCUUCAUCGCGCUGCCCGUCGGCUCCUUCUACCUGCACAAGGCGAGCGAGGUGAUCCUGCGCAUGACGGAGACGGGCAUCACGCAGCACGUCAUCGGGCGGCGGACGGGCGACUCCGUGCUGCUGAUGAAGGCCAGCGACACGGCGCCGGGCGGCCCGCAGCGCGAGGACCUCGUCCAGCUGAGCCCCGCGCUCCUCCUGCUGGGCGUCGGGCUCGGCCUCGCCGCCGCCGCCUUCCUCCUGGAGCUGGCCGUGGCCAGCGGGGCCUGCGGCCGCCCGGGGUGGUGGCCGUGCGCGGCACGGCCGGUGGCGGCUGUGCGGCGUGAGGACCCCGCGGGACAACCAAUCGCAGCAGCACCACCGUUCAAAGACGAAUUGUGGCCACGCCGACGGUUAGCAGCAGCCGGCAACGAUCACUCCGCAACCAUCACCGCUGAUUCGUGGACGCUGUUCCUGCCAUGAGAAAUCUAGCACACGGCAAAACAAAAUCUAGGACUUUAAAAAUUUCAAAUAAAAUAAAAACGAAACAAAAUUAGCGCGUUUAUUGUCGAUUAUUGAGAGAGUGAAAAUUAUCUUAUACAUUCAAAAUUAUUUCUUUCCGAAUUUCAUUAUUUCUUUUUAUGUGGCCCAUGUGGGAUCUAUGCGGGACCA
Molecule: messenger RNA, 2577 nt
Organism: Frankliniella occidentalis (western flower thrips)
Lineage: Eukaryota; Metazoa; Arthropoda; Insecta; Thysanoptera; Thripidae
Exons: 4
Coding region: 784-2388 (534 amino acids)
Source: RefSeq, a predicted model, not a curated record